This is a messenger RNA of Penicillium macrosclerotiorum, 2784 nucleotides long. RefSeq names its product putative transmembrane glycoprotein. Lineage: Eukaryota; Fungi; Ascomycota; Eurotiomycetes; Eurotiales; Aspergillaceae. The coding region runs from base 1 to 2784 and encodes 927 amino acids. The transcript is spliced from 2 exons. The record is from RefSeq and is a predicted model, not a curated record. Gene Ontology annotation, molecular function: calcium ion binding. Gene Ontology annotation, cellular component: membrane.
AUGACACUCUUUCUCCUCAUUGCUUUAGUGUGGGUGUUUAAAGUCAAUGCAGCAGCCAUAGCCGCCAAUUAUCCCGUCAAUUCUCAAUUGCCACCAGUUGCGCGAGUCUCACAACCAUUUCGAUUUGCAUUUGCUGCCGGUACUUUCGCAAACACUGAUCCGGACACGAAAUACUCUCUUUCCGGAGCACCAUCAUGGCUCAAGGUAGACAGCAGCAGCAGGACGCUCUCUGGGAUACCUCAAUCGAGCGAUAGUGGCUCAAAAACGUUUCAGCUUAUUGCCUCAAAUGGCUCCGACUCCGACAGCAUGGACGUAACCCUGAUCGUGACUGCGGACCAGGGACCAACAGAAGGGACCUCGCUAGUAUCGCAGUUACAAACAUUGGGACCUGUUUCAUACCCAGCGACUCUUUUCAUGCAUCCAGGGCGACCGUUCUCAAUUUCCUUCGAUCCGGAUACUUUUCAUAACACCCACCCUUCUACGAUAUACUACGGGACCUCGCCGAACAAUACUCCAUUGCCCUCUUGGAUCGGGUUUGAUCCCUCCUCAUUGAAGUUCUCUGGGACCAGCCCGGCUUUCCCUGGGUCGGGAUCUCAAGCUUUCACGUUCCAGCUCGUGGCUUCCGAUGUCGCUGGAUAUAGCGCAGUAAACCAGACCUUUCAGCUAGUUAUUGGUCCACACAUUUUGGCUUUCAACGAGACUGUGAAAACCUAUAAUCUUACCAGAGGGGACAAGUUCAGUAGCCCGGAUUUUCAAAGCUUACUAUCCAUGGAUGGCUCGCCAAUUCAGAGCAAAGACCUCACUGCAAUCAAUGCCGAGCUUCCAGACUGGUUAUCCUUGGAUAAUGAUUCAAUCUCGCUGGUUGGCACUCCGCCGAAAGAUGCCGUGAAUCACAAUAUCACGAUAAGUGUAGCCGAUACCUAUAAUGAUGAGGCCAAGCUCAUGGUGCGGUUGCAGUUCUUGGAACUUUUUCUUGAAAACGUCCAGGGUUGCGAAGCUACAAUUGGCGAGGACUUGCUCUUCGUUUUCAACCAAUCCAUCCUAACCGACAACUCCGUGCAGCUUGAUGUCGACCUUGACAAGGAUUUGACUUCCUGGCUCACUUAUAACUCGGAAAACAAGACUCUCUACGGGCGCGUCCCAUCAGAUCUCAAGCCGCAGAAGUUCAACAUUCCUCUCAGGGCGUACCAAGGAUCCACGGAGAGCACACAAGAUUUUGAACUAGAUGUUCUCGAGCCUUCAGAAACUACUACCGGUAGCUCGGACCCAUUUUCGGGUUCGUCCAGCCCUUCGAACAAAAAGGCUGGCAUCAUUGCGAUCUCAGUGGUCAUUCCCGUGGUUGUGAUCCUCAACGUUCUCCCCACCAUCGAGGAAGGUGGUGAUCAAUUCCAAGCGAAAGUGCCCCCGCCACGACCUGCUCGGCCAGAUCUACCCAAUUGCCAACCGGGUGGAAGUGACAGACCAUCUCGGGAUGACAACUCAGACGAAUGGAUGAGUCCAAUCUCACCCGCUUCAGAUCUUCCCAAGCUUGAACUUGGACCAGCAUGGAAUGUAGCAUUUGAGAAGCAAGAAGACUCCAUGGGCGUGAUUCCGGAGCCGAAUCCACCACCCCGAUCUCCGAAACGUGGUACUUUCGUCCCAUUGAGGGAUCCCAUCAUCGAUGAGGACAAGCCAAUCAAGACCACUCCCGCGAAGAAGCAGAAUAACCGCCUUUCUUUUACAGCCAGUCCUGGCAUGCGACGCAGGACCAGCAAUCGCUCGCGUCGAGAGCCUUUGAAACCCAUCCAACCACGCGCCAUGAAGCGUGAAUCGGUCCAGUCAUCUCGUUCCAAGCGGUACUCGAAACGUUCCAGCGGUAUCUCGACUAUUGCUUCAGGAUUGCCGGUACGACUGAGCGGUGCUGGUCAUGGUGCUGGCGGCUUUGGACCCCCAGGGCAUGGCGUCGUCCACAUGUCCUGGCAGAAUACCAAAGCCUCCUUAUUGAGCGAUGACAGUAACCUGGGGAACAUCACACCCCUUUUCCCCCGACCCCCGCCUGGAGCGGCACGCGCCAGACAUAGUAUUGCCGAAAGUAUGCUCGAAAACUCCAAACGAAUGACUCUGCGUGCGGUCGAGCCGGAUGAAUCUACCAUUUCAGAAGCCGACUCCCUCGAAGCUUUUGUCCAGAACCGAGCCAAACACCGCAACUCCGCCAACCCUCUCUUCUCCGCGCAAGUUAGUCGCCGCACAUCAUCCGGUAUGCGUGCCCUCGAGCGCGCCCGCAGCCUGCGCAGUCGCGCAGACACUGUGUCAGUCUCAACCUUCAGCGACGAAUACCGACAGUCGAUUCAAGGACGUCCAUACUCCACGGCCAUGUCUAUUUCCGAGUACGGAGACGACAAUCGGUACUCUCAGUACCAAACUCUCCAGCCCCCGCCGAACCUCUUCCCUCUUGUCGAGGGCGGCGGCCGGAGCCAGAGCCAACUGAGCUUGGCCCAGGACUAUCGUGGGGUGAUCUCACCCUUGCCUCGGUUCUGGAGUGAGAAUAGCCUGAGCAGUGCUCGGCACCUUGGAUCCGGAUCUCACCCAAAGCCAUCCCAGCUCCGGACGGAGGGCGACCCUGCGAUCCCGCCCAGCUCGUCCAUUGUGUCAGACCUGGAGGACCACCUUUCUCGAAAGGCGAGCCCACACAAGGCUGCCGAUGAUCAAUCAUGGAAUAUGUCUCUUGAACGGCCGCCUCCGAUCAAAAGUAUUAGCAGUCGUGGGCUGCCUGUUGCGAGUAGCGGGGAGCUCGCGUUUGUGUAA